CGUGCGCCCCCCUUUCACUCUGCUUUCCUCCUCUCGCAGAGGUACCGCACUACCUUUGAGCGAGGUGUGGUCCAGUGGUGGAGUUCGCCAGCGUGAACCCCUUUUUUUACGAAAGAAAUGGCCGCGAUUCGAAAAAAGCUAGUGAUCGUCGGAGAUGGAGCGUGUGGUAAAACCUGCUUGCUCAUCGUGUUCAGCAAGGACCAGUUCCCAGAACUUUACGUUCCGACGGUCUUCGAAAACUACGUCGCGGACAUUGAGGUGGAUGGCAAACAGGUGGAGCUUGCGCUGUGGGACACGGCGGGACAGGAAGACUACGACCGGCUGCGGCCGCUGUCGUACCCAGACACGGACGUGAUCCUCAUGUGCUUCAGCAUUGACUCCCCGGACUCCCUGGAGAACAUCCCGGAGAAGUGGACGCCCGAGGUGCGCCACUUCUGCCCCAACGUGCCCAUCAUCCUCGUGGGAAACAAGAAGGACCUGCGCCUGGACCCGCACACGAUGCGGGAGCUGGCCAAGAUGAAGCAGAAGCCCGUGGCCCCCGAGGAAGGGCGCGCCAUGGCGGAGAAGAUCAAUGCCUACGGCUACCUGGAGUGCUCCGCCAAGACCAAGGACGGCGUCAGGGAAGUGUUCGAGACCGCAACGAGGGCUGCCCUACAGGUCAAGAGGCCAAAGAAGACGAAGUGCGUCUUGUUCUAGUUUCCCGGUGCCAAGGGCCAGAGGAGCUCCCCUCGCUGCCGUUUCUUCACCGUCGUGCCCCUCUCACCGCCUUCACUGCAACUCUUUCACCAAACAGCCGGCCGAAGGACCUUGUGGACAACUUCUGCCGGAUUAGUCGUCUGCCGCGGUCCUUUUCCCGAUUGCGGAAGGGAUGGGGCAUCACUUCCACAGAGUGGGGUUGCCAGUCCUUCGGAGGACGGCCGAGGGUCGGUGGGAAAGUUUGACGCGCAUUCUGCGGGUGUUGGGAAAGCUACGCGAUCGUAGGCUCGCCGCAAGGCGCCGCAUUCUGGAAGUUGCGCGUCGUUAGCGGGGCUGCAAGUUCCGUGGAGUUGCGGCAUUUCGGGGGACUUUGGGGUAUCUCACACUCUCCAGGUCUCAAAGCGUUUAGUCAGGAAAGAAAGUGCAAACUUGGGGUCGCGUUUAUCCCGGAAGGGGUGGGUCUUUAACCGGAGAACCGUUUGACGGCGGGGUGGGAGCUUGGUGCAUUGUUGGGGCGACGCGACACCAAAUGUUUGACCAAUUGUGGAAGAUUAAAACGUGGGAAAGAGUUAUAUAUGCUAGCAGCCUUUCCGACGACACGCCAUUGUUGUGUUUGCAAUGCCUUCCAUCUCGUCUCCACUCGCUAGGGCUGUUCUCGCUCGAGUGGACUGCACUGCCUUCGUUGUACAGUGUUCGCGGCGACACCCUCCCCGUGCAUUUGCCAGUCGCUGCGCUGCCCAUUGGGCGGUUUUUGGAUGGGCUUGUGGCUGUGUGAUAAAAUCUCCUUUCCAAACUAUACCCGAAAGUAUUGAUCGUUUUAAUGGCACCCACGCUGCCGAAAACACAAUUGGGUGCCGGCCUUUGGUCGAGAAGCUUUCGAUGCACAAUUGGGUUUUAACUCUUGCGUGGCCGAUAAAAGAAAUAAUAGCCGCAGUGGGUUUCUUUUACUUGGCCAUUUGGUCAUGUUCGAGCGUGUUUCUGUUUUCAGACAGUGGCUUGCUGUGACCGCACAUUUUUUUGUUCUUUUGAGGUGCAAGUAUUUUUUUUUGUAUAUGUACAUAAAACAGUUUCUCUUUUACGUCUGCUGGUCCCCUGUCCUCCAUUUAUAAUUUUAGAUGAUAAAAUUUUAGAACACAUCUACUCUCGUGUCGUUAAUUUUCUUAUUUCGAGACCUUUUUCGAUUUGCUCGGUGGGGCUCGAGAAGAAAACUGCUUUUCUGAGAGUCUCGCCUGUUGACGCUUCCUCGUCUCUCUCUUGACCGUUCAUCUCGAGUUGUGUGCACAUUCUUGAGAUUUUACUAAAGCAGUCUGACCUUGAUAAUGUUUUCCCGUUGAUGUCAUAAAGAGCAAAUGGAACUGGAUAUUAACGAGUGUAGAUCCACAAUAAUACCUGUCCUCCUAACAAAGGUUUGACACUGGAAUCGGUAUCUUGGUACUAUACAUAUCUUGGCGUAUACAUAGCCAACAAUCUUUCCUGGAACACUCGGACUGAGUGUGUAAUCAACGAUGCUAAUUGCAUCCUAGGCUUCUUGAAAAGGAACGUCUCUCCGGACUUCCUGUCCCUAAAGCUACUCCUUUUUAAAACAUUUGUAUGUGCUGCAGCUAUCUGUGACCCCGCAAAAACAAACUCACUAUCACUAGAAUCCGUUCAAAACUGUUCUGCCCGAUUCAUAACUCUCGCUGCACAUCUAGUGUAUCGGCAGUGAAAACAACCUUGGGUUUGCUCGACCUUUCGCUUCGCGGGAGAGUAUUGAAGUUCUUUUUAUUUCGAAAGGUCUAUCGUCGUAACCCAGUCUCUUAAAAGAACACUCUGGACUCUCAUCGAAAUAAGGUCCCCAGUGUCGGUCAUCGCGUCUUUCCCGCCCACGACAUUGCUGGUAUUGGAACUGCCUUCCCGCACAGUUAUUGUCGGCCGAAUGUAAAGGUGCUACUUCCAAUUUUGUUCCGAUUAGCUAUGUUUUCUUUUUAUGCCCAAUUUUUGUUUUUAUGUACGCUAUUCGGACAUCCUGGCCCCUCUGUAAUGCCUUGGAGGAAGCAGACGAUUCCCGUGCCUCUCGCGAGCGUCGACACUAUUUUCUACGAAGAGGAAGUGGUCCAGCGUCUCUUCUGGUGUGUGUAUGCUAGGCCUCCUGUAACUAUCGUUAUUAAAGCAUACUUUUUGGUC
Molecule: messenger RNA, 2859 nt
Organism: Ixodes scapularis (black-legged tick)
Lineage: Eukaryota; Metazoa; Arthropoda; Arachnida; Ixodida; Ixodidae
Product: ras-like GTP-binding protein Rho1
Exons: 5
Coding region: 118-696 (192 amino acids)
Biological process (GO): small GTPase-mediated signal transduction
Molecular function (GO): GTP binding; GTPase activity
Source: RefSeq, a predicted model, not a curated record